Colias croceus (clouded yellow) is the source of this 2629-nucleotide messenger RNA. RefSeq names its product insulin-like growth factor-binding protein complex acid labile subunit. Gene Ontology annotation, molecular function: protein binding. The transcript has 3 exons. NCBI's taxonomy places the organism in Eukaryota, Metazoa, Arthropoda, Insecta, Lepidoptera, Pieridae. Bases 160 to 2394 code for a protein of 744 amino acids. The record is from RefSeq and is a predicted model, not a curated record.
GCUAGAUCAGAGUACCACAGAACAUAUCAGUACAAUAUUGUCGGUCGUGAAGAGUGCACGUACAUCGUUUGGCUGCUAGCUCAUAUACAUUAAUAUGGGUGAGCUAGAGAACUAAAUACUGCACCGCUCAUACUAUCGACUAUAGCUAAAUACUACAGAAUGGCCCGUACAGUGAUCGUAUUCCUCAGCCUGUUGGUCCUCAAACUGGGCCACGGCUUCAACGGAGACAGCUUCGAGCUGGAGUGCCCAGACGAAUGUGACUGCCACUACUUCAGGAUCAACUGGGUGACCGACUGUUCAGAGAGCAACUUAACCGAGGUUCCCUACGCUGAACUCAGUCUGAGCGUUUACAUUCUCGAUCUGAAUGAAAACAACAUAACUAGCCUCGAAUCGUUCCCGAGUGAUAUAAAGAUGAGAAGAUUGCAAAUUGCCAAUAAUAGACUGACAAGAAUCGAGCGGCAGGGAUUCAAAGGACUCGAGUAUCUAAUAGAUGUUGAUUUGUCCGGCAAUAACAUCACUUAUGUGGAGCCCGAGGCAUUCCUAGACUCUCGUGGACUCUUAAACGUGGAGCUUCAAGAUAAUCCGCUUGGUAAUACUGAUGGCCCAUUUUUAAUAUCGAGCACGCUGCAGUAUUUGGACAUCAGUAACUGUAACAUAUCCAUUAUAAAUCCACAAUUCUUCGACAACAUUACAUCACUAACAACUCUCGAUCUCUCCAAUAACCCAUUGGUUUCCCUGGAUGAUUCUGUAUUUGAUGACCUCACAAGCUUGGAAACCUUAAAAUUAAAUGAUUGUAAGCUGAAAAAUCUAACUGAGAACGUUUUUCUUGCACUUGUAAACUUAAAAAAUCUAGAAUUAGCAGGAAAUUAUUUAACGGACACAAAUUGGCCAGAAAUAUUAGGAAGUCUAACGAGAUUGGAAUACCUUAACCUUAGGAAAUCAAGUAUAACAUAUUUAUCAGAAGAUACGUUUUCAAAUUGCACAAAUUUGGUCACGCUCAUUUUGGCGGAUAAUAAAUUGCUUGACUUGGACGUCGCUGCUACAUUGGGUAAUAGUGUGAAUCACUUGGAAUUGUUGGAUCUGUCCAAUUGCCACAUUAAAGGACCUAUUUCAGGCGAAGCAUUUGCUAACGCCACUAGAUUGAAAUCUCUUUAUUUAUCAGGCAAUCCUCUUUUUGCACCAGAUUUGAAAGAGGCUCUCGCGCCUUUGCCGAAACUUGAAAAACUAUUUUUAAGCAACUGCGGCCUUCGAAAUUUGCCUGAUAAUUUUAAUGUAUUUGAAAAUCUCAUUGAAUUAGAUAUUUCACGCAAUCCCCUGGUGAAUGUCUUUACGAGAUUGCUCGCUCCGCUGGAUAAAUUGGAGUACCUUAAUAUGGGAUACAGUAAUCUGUCAUAUGUUGGACCUGAAACUUUUUCCCAUAUGACUUCUAUGAAACGAUUAGUUCUAUCGGGUAAUGACUUGCUGUCGCUAGAGGCCGGACUUUUUGGUAAUUUAACACAACUUACUACUUUGGAGCUAGAGUUCUGUGGUUUAAAGAGGCCGCUGAACGCAAAUGCCUUCUUUAAAAAUCUUACAUACAUGGAUUUGCGAGAAAUGAAACUCGGUGGCAAUCCACUUAUUAUUCCCGAAUCUGGUCCGCUCUUCCCAAAACAAUUAUCACAAGUGACUGUUCUUGAUCUUAGUAAUAGUAACAUAACCUCAUUAAAUCCUGACGCUUUUAAAAAUACAGAAAAUAUAACCGAUUUGAACUUGGCCGGUAAUAAGAUAAAGUCGGAAGAAGGAAGUUUAGCGUUUUUGGAAAGACUACACCAUUUAGAGAAAAUCAACCUUAGCAAGAACAAUUUGACAACAAUUGAUCCACAGUUAUUCUCGAAUAAUCCAAAGCUCCAUUCGCUUAAUCUUAUCGGAAAUCCGUUCAUAUGUGAUUGCAAAAUCGCGGAAAUGUGGGAUUGGGCCAACAUGAUUAAAGGCGAUUUAGACGUCUUAAUCGGAGCCAAGAGCGCUGAAAAAGAUAUAAUAGUGAAGGGAAAUAAAAAGAAGAGAAAUCUGUACUGCCGUUACAAUGAACUUCGGAACAUAACAAUCACAGCAAAUAAAACAGUGCCAGGUCGAAGGCCGUUUGCCAAACCUAGAGAACUCACAUAUGCUAAUAGAACAUGGGCGAAAUACGUCAGAGAAUCAGGUUGUGAGCCUGUGGUCAAAAUUCUGAGGCCCGUAGCGUUGGUUGCUGAUUUAUUUCCAGACACUAAUCAUUACGCUAUGUCCACCACCGCGAUGAUUUUAGCCGUAUUAGCUUUCACACUUGGUGCCGCCACCGUGGUUAUGACUUGGAGAUUAUUCCGAAAGAAUCAAAUUCCAGAAAUUGAUACAGAGGAUAAUAGAAAGCAGAGAUAACAAAGCGUCAAAAAAUCAGUAAAUAGACUGUUUCCAUUCUUGCAUAGUUCAAUAAUAUAUCUGUAAGGAGUAGACGUGAUUUAUUGAGAAACUGUUUUUCAAUGUGGUUUUCAUAAUAUUACAACUAGUCAAAUUUAAAAUUCUAUUUUCAUAGAACCUCUUGUAAGUUAGUAAAGUUUCCUAGGUGUAAGUUUAUGUCAGUAUUUUGUUUAUAAUAAAGACCAAAUAAAAUUUA